AUGCCCAAGAUCUCCCAGCAACAGCAGCAACAGAAUGAAGAGCGCAUUCCCCGCCCUGCUAACGCGUUCAUGAUCUUCCGUCGACACCUCUGGUACGCGGUCACGAUGGACCGGUCCUCUAUGCCCGAAGCUAGCCUCUGCCCCGAUGACAUGGCCACCUGGAACCAAUCCAGGGUCUGCAGGCUCUCCGGCGAACUGUGGAGAUCGCUCACACCUGCACGCCGAGACUUCUUCUACCGUCUCGCGAACAAAAUCGAAGCGGAACACAAGUUGAAGUAUCCCAACUACAAGUACACCCCUCGCCGCAAGCAGCCCAAGGCACAUCAGUCUCGCAAUGUGCCCCGUCCUGCUACCAUGGAGUUCGAGCCUACUGGUCAAUUCCCCUCUGUUGAUAACACUGUCGCUGCGAGCUCGCAGCAAACUUUCAAGAGGUCCCCUGCUUCGGAUGAGGCCUUCGUCUUGAACGGUUUCCACUCCGACUCUGGGUACUCCGCGACGAACGCUGCUGGCAGCCUCUCUGCGCACUCUUUCGCCCCAACCCCCGCUGAUAUGUCUCGUGGUUACACGUCCAACAUGGGUUUUGUUAUCCCUAGCGAGCCUUGGUGUUUCGCGCCUCAACCCUCCUAUCCCCCGUCCUCAUUCAUUAUUCCCAACCUCGAGGGUGGAAGCACCGAAGCCGCGCUGGAAGCAGGAACGCCCCCUGUCUUGAAAGCCAGCCCUGACUCUUCAAACCUUGAUUAUCUAAAUUACACCUUCGACAACAACAUCGAUGAUACUUGGGCGUUCCAACAAAACACCACUGUAUACCCUUACGAUCCCGACGUUGACGCGCUAUUUGGAGAUCUAUCCCAGUGUGAGCCGAACCCUGACAUGUUCUACCCACCUCAGGCUCAGGCUGUCAAUGAGCCGAACUUGUUCUAUCCACCUGUCAAUGGUUCCUAG
Molecule: messenger RNA, 942 nt
Organism: Coprinopsis cinerea okayama7#130
Lineage: Eukaryota; Fungi; Basidiomycota; Agaricomycetes; Agaricales; Psathyrellaceae
Exons: 1
Coding region: 1-942 (313 amino acids)
Biological process (GO): regulation of transcription by RNA polymerase II; anatomical structure morphogenesis; cell differentiation
Molecular function (GO): DNA-binding transcription factor activity, RNA polymerase II-specific; RNA polymerase II cis-regulatory region sequence-specific DNA binding
Source: RefSeq, a predicted model, not a curated record